UGUGUAACUAAGUAGUUAUUGAGAGGGCUAGACCAAGGACAGAAAUCUCCACUUCUUGUGCAAAACAGUUAUUCCUUCACUAUUGCACAAUAUUUACAUGAAAUUGGUACAUAAAGGCGAUCAUACGGAAACGACUUGCCAACAGACUUAUCUGACAGUAGUUCAUGAAAAUGUAAACGCUCUGAAAUGCCAGAAAAGCGAACAUUGAAAUUGAAAUCGAUUCGGGGUCAGGUUGAAAGGGUCGACUGGAAUAUUUCCCGACAAUGACAUGACGAAAUUGCCGAUAUAAUUGCGAAAUUAAGUACGAAUUCCCGGUGUCCUAAAGUCAAGUGUACUAGGCUUAAGUCGAGAGGUGUGUUGAUCCUGGACCAAUGGGAAAGCGGAGGUGCGGUUUUGACGUCACGUCGACGUCAUAAAAUAGAUUCGAUCACCUGUUCGGACACACACUUUUAAGUGAGACAGCCGCUCUUCUGGUGCCGUUCAUUAGUCGUGAAACAGUCGCUCGUGAAAAUCUGUCGCGGUCGACCGCUAAUCCAAGAAUAGCACGUUCAGACGUCUCAUCUUGAACUGAAGUCUCGAUUAUUUUUUUUUCCGCAGGCAUAAUGGGCAUUGCAUAAGUGCCAACGACUUUUGGAAAAAACUGCAUCCUACCUCAGACACUGAAAAUUUUCGUAUCGCUAUAAGUUGAACUUGACGAUCAUGAAAAUGGUUUUUUGGAAAUAUUUGAUGGUCGUCUUCGUUUUCGAAUUAGUGUCAAGUUCUGAUGUCUUGGUUCCCCCCUGCUCAAGCGAAAUAUACUGCCAUGGGCCGCUCCUACACACCGUGCAGAUGGCCAGGAUCUACGAAGAUUCGAAAACUUUCGUCGACAUGAAAAUGAAAUACCCCCCAAACGAGACCCUGGUCAGAUUCGACGAAUUCAUGGUCGAGUACCACAACAAGCCGACCAGGAACCAGGUCGAGGACUUCGUAGCUAGGACCUUCGAGUCGGCCGGCAGGGAAUUCGAGGCCUGGGUCCCUAAGGACUGGGUGGAGAAGCCGAAAUUCGCCAGCAAGAUCAAAGAUGUCGAACUGCAAGGCUUUGCCUUGGAACUGAACAAGAUAUGGAAGAAGCUCGGCAGGAAGAUGAAGGACGAAGUUAAGAAAAACAAGGAUCUGUACAGUAUCAUUUGGGUUCCGAAUCCUGUGAUAGUGCCUGGAGGCAGGUUUAGGGAGUUUUAUUAUUGGGAUUCCUACUGGAUCAUGCUUGGUCUUCUCUUAUCGGAAAUGGUAGACACCACCAGGGGUAUGUUGGAGAACUUUUUGUACAUGGUGGACCACUACGGACACAUUCCAAACGGUGGAAGGAUCUAUUAUUUAGAACGUUCCCAACCACCCUUACUAAUACCGAUGAUCAAACUGUAUUACGAUUUCACCAACGAUGAACAGUUCUUGAAGAACAACAUUAGAAUAAUGGAGAAAGAGUUCGAGUACUGGAUGACCAACCAUUCCGUCGAGAUCAACGUCGAUGGGAAAAAUUACACGUUGGCUCACUACGGUGACAGAUCGCACGGACCAAGACCGGAAUCCUACUCGGAAGACGUGAAAAGUGCUUCCAAUUUCAACGAGGCGAAAAAAGAAUCUUUUUACUCCGAGCUGAAGGCAGCCGCCGAAUCUGGAUGGGACUUCUCCAGCCGAUGGUUCAUAACCAACGGAACGAACGCCGGUAACCUGACGAACAUAAAAACAAGAUCGAUAAUUCCCGUAGAUCUCAACGCCAUUCUAUAUUGGAACGCGAAGCUACUAGGCGAUUUCAAUAAAAUAUUAGGGGACGAAGAGAAAGCUGAGCAUUACUACCAGAUCGGCAAAGUUUGGUUGGAGGCUGUGACUGCUGUGCUGUGGCACGAAGAAGUGGGUUCCUGGUUAGACUACGACAUGAUUAAUAACCUGAAAAGGGACUACUUCUACCCGUCCAACAUUGCACCCUUAUGGACAGGAUGUUACAACACGACAGAAACUGAUAAAAUAACAAAAUUAGUCAUCAAAUAUUUACACAAUAAACACAUAAUGAACAACCCAGGUGGCAUUCCAACAACGAUGGCGCAUACUGGCGAACAAUGGGACUACCCUAACGCCUGGCCACCCCUACAACAUAUGAUGGUCAUGGCCUUGAACAACACCGGUGACAAGACAGCCCAAAGAUUAGCCUUCGAAAUAGCGGAGAAGUGGAUAAGGUCGAACUACAAAUCUUUCCGAUCCACCUCGGCCAUGCUCGAGAAAAGCUAUCUAUUUCAGUACGAUGCCACCAUAGCAGGAUCCUCUGGCGGUGGAGGAGAAUACGCGGUCCAAGAGGGUUUCGGAUGGACAAACGGCGUCAUAAUGGAUCUAUUGGACAAGUACAGCGACACCAUCUUCAUGAAUGAUCCGAAUGCCGAGAUGCAAACAAACAAGGGCGAACUACUGGCUACCUCAAGCUCCGUCAAUGCAGUUUUACUAGCAGUUCUCGUUACUUUAGCCGCAGGUUUUAUAGGCAUAAUGAUCUACAGAAAACGUAUGAGCCAACUGAGAAGCAGUCCGCCAAUUCCAAGACCUAGAGUGAGAUAUACAGAACUCAGAAGUAUGAAGGAAAGGCGAUAAACCUAUCGAAUUGAAUUUGAAGAGGGUUAACUACGUCAGGGAAGAAAAGAAAAAGAGUGAAAUCUUAGAUAUAUUUUCAAAGCUUUAUUAUACAAUUGUGGGCAUCGUUAUAACUGACGUCAUAAAAAUGCGUCUCGAUACUGUGAUAACAUUUACAUGAAAUUUCGGGGGAAUAAGUAUUUUAUUGUUGUGGUUUUUUCAUAUCCAUUGAAAAUAUAUCUUAGAUUUGGGUGGAUUUUGAUAGAAUAUGAUUCAGAAAAUAAUCGUUUGUGUAUUGAGGAAAUUAUUAAGUAUUAUCUGAAAAUGAAAGAGACCAAAAACAUCCAAAAUAGCCGUUGAUUAUUGAUAAGAAUUAAUAAUUAAUUUGGAACCUAAAGCAUACUUUCUUCAUGCAACUUUUUCCUCAACAAUACCCCAACAAAGUGAAAUAUAAUAAUUCAAUUUUCCAGAAAGAUACAAAUGAGACCUAAUUCGAUUUAUUUCUAUAAUUUUGUAAACGUGUACUUAAAUUGAAUGUGAUAUACGUAAUGUUUGAAUCCACUCGACACAAUUAAAAAACACAAUAUGCACUAUUUCAAUUAUGAAACUGUGCUAUGUGAAGAUGUCUUCAGAAAAAAUAAAUUUUAUUAUACUACCGAUAUCCGAGGAAUCAUGAGGAAAUUCUCGUCAGGACUGAGAGUCUAUUCCAAAUUAAACAAAAUAAUAUGCCGAACAUUGACCGUUUUAUUAUUAUUAAAACAUCUAUAUGAAAAAUAAUUCAUUAUUUGUAUAAAUUAAAUUCGUUGUUUUCAAUACAUCUGUUGAAUAUUCAAAGCAAAAAUGAUUAAAUGACGAAUUGCUGAGCACUUCGAUAUACAAUUUAUAGAUUUUAAGUGUAUUGGUAUUUUAGUUUUAGUUAGUUAAUUAUAUGAAAAGAAGUUUUUGAAUUCCUCAUCCACAAUUUGUAAUAUGUUGAAAAAAUAUCUUGACAGAAAUAUUCAUCAUUCACUUUCACUAUGAACUUUUCUUAGGUUUUUUAUGGGUGGGGAACGUGAUCUCUAAGGAACUAUGCUUGUGUUAUUGUGUGAGAAAAAUUGCUCGUGUUAUUGUAUAAGAAAAACUUGUCUUAAUACAAUAUUUAUGUAUUUUGAAUGGUCCAAUUGAAUCGGUACGAUGUAGAUCAAAUAAAUAGAUACAUAUGAA
Molecule: messenger RNA, 3795 nt
Organism: Coccinella septempunctata (seven-spotted ladybird)
Lineage: Eukaryota; Metazoa; Arthropoda; Insecta; Coleoptera; Coccinellidae
Product: trehalase-like
Exons: 5
Coding region: 700-2613 (637 amino acids)
Biological process (GO): trehalose catabolic process
Molecular function (GO): alpha,alpha-trehalase activity
Source: RefSeq, a predicted model, not a curated record